Molecule: messenger RNA, 1346 nt
Organism: Tachysurus vachellii
Lineage: Eukaryota; Metazoa; Chordata; Actinopteri; Siluriformes; Bagridae
Product: D(1) dopamine receptor
Exons: 1
Coding region: 3-1346 (447 amino acids)
Biological process (GO): adenylate cyclase-activating adrenergic receptor signaling pathway
Cellular component (GO): membrane
Molecular function (GO): G protein-coupled receptor activity
Source: RefSeq, a predicted model, not a curated record
UGAUGAACUUGACGAACAACACGGCGGUGGUGCGAGCAGACGAUGAUGAGGAUGAGGAUGGGGCGGAGCGUGGGCGGAGCGCGAGGGUCCUGCUGGGAUUCGUUCUGUUCUUGCUGAUUGUGUGGACGCUGCUGGGGAACACGCUGGUGUGCGCCGCCGUGGUAAAGUUCAGGCACCUUCGCUCCAAAGUCACCAACUUCUUUGUGAUCUCGCUGGCCGUGUCGGACCUGUUCGUGGCUGUGCUCGUGAUGCCAUGGGAGGCGAUGUCUGCAGUGGCGGGGGCGUGGCUCUUCGGCCGCGUGUUCUGCGCCAUCUGGGUGGCGUUCGACAUCAUGUGCUCGACAGCCUCCAUCUUGAAUUUGUGCAUCAUCAGCGUGGAUCGCUACUGGGCCAUCGCGAGCCCGUUCCGUUACGAGCGCAAGAUGACGCAGCGUGUGGCCUUUGUGAUGAUCGGCGUGGCCUGGACACUGUCUGUGCUCAUCUCCUUCAUCCCCGUGCAGCUGAACUGGCAUGAGGCAGACGAGGACGAAGACGCCGACAUCCUCGGAGAGUUUAACUUCAACGGGAGCGUUAGCAACGACAACUGUAAAGCUAACCUAAACCGCACGUAUGCUAUCUCCUCCUCACUGAUCAGCUUCUAUAUCCCGGUGGUGAUCAUGAUUGCGACGUACACACGGAUUUUCCGCAUCGCGCAGAAGCAAAUUAGACGGAUUUCCUCGCUGGAGAGAGCAGCAGGACACGACUGCGGCGGAGAGAAUUCUAACUCGCUGAAAACGGCUUUUAAAAAAGAAACGAAGGUCCUGAAGACGCUGUCUGUCAUCAUGGGUGUGUUCGUGUGCUGCUGGCUGCCGUUCUUCGUGCUCAACUGCGUGGUGCCGUUCUGCCAGUGCGUCAGCGACACCACCUUUGCCGUCUUCGUGUGGUUCGGCUGGGCCAAUUCCUCACUCAACCCCGUCAUCUACGCCUUUAACGCAGACUUCCGCAAGGCUUUCUCCUCCAUUCUGGGCUGCCACAAACUGUUUCCCAGCAGCACCGUCGAGGCCGUGAACUUCAGCAAUGAGCUGGUGUCUUAUCACCAUGACACCACGCUACAGAAAGAAGCUCCGCCUCUGAUUCCGCUCAAAGAAGAAGACCGUGUGCUGCGGGCACGUAAGACUUCCUCUCUGAGCUCCUCCUCUUCCUGUGUCGGAGUGGGUGGAGUGUUUCGUGAUCACACUCACGUGCUGCUGCCCAGCGUGGGUCGGUGCGAGUGUGACGCAGAGAUCUCACUGGACACCAUCACACCCUUCACCUCCACCGCCAUGAUGGAGUGCGGCGGGAUCCCGGGACAAAUCAUCAACGAGUGA